Molecule: messenger RNA, 1421 nt
Organism: Hordeum vulgare subsp. vulgare (domesticated barley)
Lineage: Eukaryota; Viridiplantae; Streptophyta; Magnoliopsida; Poales; Poaceae
Exons: 7
Coding region: 174-1148 (324 amino acids)
Biological process (GO): lipid metabolic process
Source: RefSeq, a predicted model, not a curated record
GGUUGUCUUCUUCCCUUCUUCGCCGCUUACAUCCAUCCAUCCUCAGGAGUCGGACUCGGGAGUCAGGCCUCAGGUAGACUCUUGCAACUUUCACUCCCCGAGCUUGCCCUCCCCCGCUCCAAGAGCAAAUCAGACGCAGAGGGGAGCCGGGGGGCAGAGCGAGUCAACCAGGCAUGGCGAUGGCUUGCUCGACGAGGAUGCUUGCGUUUCUGCUGCUCGCGCUGGCCUUUACCGCCGCGGUUGCGGAAAGCAGAGAUGCAUACAAGGGGAGCGCAGAUCGAUAUGCGUGCAUAUUGACCCAGGAAAGCUUCCCGCUUGCAAGCAAAGGGGCAGGAUUAACUUCGGCAAACGGAAAGCUGUGUGUAUUGUGUGAGCAAUACUCAACCGAAGCUCUGGUCUACCUGCGACAAAAAGAAACCCAAACUGAGAUUCUCAGUGUCCUCCACCACAGGUGUGCAAGUCUUGGUCCUCUGAGACAGCAGUGCAUGACGCUGGUCGACUACUACAUUCCCGCUUUCUUCUUGGAGAUUUAUGUGCUUAAACCUGAGGAGUUAUGUGAAUCAGCGCACCUCUACCGAAAGGGGGCGGCGGCUCGGUCGUCCACACGAGGGGAGGCCUACGGCCUAUGCCAUCAUGUUCUUGUUAAACUUCUUACCAUGCUUAAAGAUCCCAACACCAAGCUGGAGAUAGUCGGGCUUCUUUUCAAAACAUGCAGCAAGGCGAAGAACUAUGAACCACAGCAUAUCACAGGAUCACCUUGGUCGGAGGCGCGCGCGAAGGAGAGGGAGGGCGGGGUCCGAUUACUCAACCACUUUAUUAUGGGCGAGAUGGAAUAUUGGUGGUGGUGGGCGGCGGCGGCGGGCACCGUGAGCCCGCGACGGCGCCACCAGGAGCAGGAGCUGCCCACGACGCGGACUCGCGCGCGACGUCCCUCUCCUCUCCCUCACCGCACACGACUCCCGAGCGCAGACCCUCGCGAGGCGAGGCCGGAGAAGGCCGGGGCGAGGUGGAUCCGGGUUGGGGUCAACAGAUCCGAGCGGCUCCAGCUCGGAUCUGGCCAGAGACGGGGCGAGGUGGCCGACGGCGGAGCUUUGAGCUCGGGCUCCCAUGGCGGCAGCCUCGCAGCAGGGAAGAGGGAGACCGAGUGAGGGAGAGAGGAAACAUUUUUUCCAGAUCCACAUAGGGACUGCGGGUUUAAUAUCCAGAAAUGGAGGGGUUUUGUGCAAAACUGCCGACGACGUACGACAGAAGCGCUCGGCGCUUUAUUAUUAGGGGAGAUCUCUAAUUUCUUGCAUGAUUAUAUGGACCCGGAUGCUAGAUGUUCAACAUCUAGAAGAAAGAUUUCUGACAACCGAUAAGGAGCCAAGAACAACGGUGGAGCGUGUGCACUCUUAAUUUAUUUAAUUCUGUGAUAAAAGUAA